Molecule: messenger RNA, 2759 nt
Organism: Megalobrama amblycephala (Wuchang bream)
Lineage: Eukaryota; Metazoa; Chordata; Actinopteri; Cypriniformes; Xenocyprididae
Gene: phf23b
Product: PHD finger protein 23b
Exons: 5
Coding region: 493-1449 (318 amino acids)
Biological process (GO): negative regulation of autophagosome assembly; negative regulation of autophagosome maturation; positive regulation of protein ubiquitination
Source: RefSeq, a predicted model, not a curated record
GCAAUUUCACCGCAAGGGGUUUCUUGAGUCAGUUGACAUCGUCGACUUUGGUGAGGCGCGCCGGAGGCGACACGCAGACGUAAUUUUUGGAGAACUUUGGUCGUUUUCCCCCUUCUUCAAAAAGGAUAAUAGCGCGAUCGUAGAGUUUAUAUUACUAACAUUCGUUUGCAAAAACAUGCUGGAUCCCUGGUUUUAUUAUUGGUUCUUUUUCACUUGGUGGUCCGUUAGGUAAUUGAACUGCCAGCUGGAUUAUUUUUACAACACUACUUGCUGACCAAAAUUAAGUUAAUUAAUCCUUCCAGGGACUCAAGAUCCAGCGAUAUUCCAUUGGAUCCGUUUGUAAAAAAGAAGUAAAAUCGCCGUUUAAGUCAUUCUGAUGCUCAGCUAACUAGAUUAUAGCUGGUCAGCCGGGGCUUGCUGCGCCCAAGCCGGGCGAAGAUUGACGCUGCUCGGUGUCAUCCAACUGAAGAGGAUCGAGCUUAUUAGGCGACAAUGCUUGAAAUAAUGUCCGAGCACCAAGAUUCAUUACUGAAGUGCAAAGCAGAGACUCUGCCAUCAGAGAGAAGAAAGAGGACAGUGGAGGACUUCAACAAGUUUUGCAGUUUUGUUCUUGCAUAUGCCGGUUACAUCCCUUCUCCAAAGGAGGAAAGGCCAUGGUCGGCAGCAUCCUCCAGUUCUCCAAAUAACACUGGUGCUUCAGGAGAAGGCAGCGUUUUAGGUGGAGCGAGUUCUAACAUGGCUCCCAGCUGGAGUCACGGCACGUCGGACUUGCACACCAUCCACACCUUCGUUCGCAAGGCUCGUGCCAAUAAGAGCAACAAGAGUAUGCGCCGGCUCUCAUCUGACAGCACCCUGAUGGACAAAAUGUGUUUAAAAGACUCUUUCUACGAGGGCCAAGUGGCCAGCAAAGCUGAACGCAAAAAGGACAAGAAGCUGAAGCGUCUUUCUCUAGGAUCAGGCGCUGGCAGUAGCAGUAGCAGUAGCAGCGGCGGCGAGAAACGUGCAAGGAUCAAGCGCAGUAAAAACCCCAAACAGUCCAAAGCCCUUAAGAAGCUUAAGAGCUCGGCCCACAGCGAGUCAGACUCUGAGAACGGUCUCGGCCACGGAGAGGAGCAUUCGGACCGGGGAGCAAUGACCGAGCGCAGACUACAGGCACAGGUGAAAGAGGAGAAGGAGGAGGCCACCAGAGAGGCGGAUAUGAGCUCCAGUGAAGGCGAGACUUGGAUAGCGGAUGAAGACAUAAUGGUAGAGUCAGGGGACGAUUCGUGGGACUUGAUCACCUGUUACUGCGGUAAACCCUUUGCAGGACGGCCCAUGAUUGAAUGUAGUCAGUGCAGCGUGUGGGUGCACCUCUCUUGUGCCAAAAUUAAGAAGUCUAAUGUGCCCGACAUAUUUAACUGCCACAAAUGCAGAGACUCUCGGCGGUCAAGUCAUAAAAAAGACACUUAGAUGAGGGUGUUCAUUCCCUCCAAGCUCUGAAUGUUCCCGGUUCUCCAGUUUUUGUAUCCGACACAUUUUUCAGUUUCAAAAUCCUUCUUUCUUUCUUUGCAGUUCUAGUUUUGGCGACUAGUUACUCCUUAUAUUUGGCAGUCAAAGGUCUCCAUCACAGAUGGACUUCACUGAGAAAUAAUGUUUGAGUCUCUUACCUCCUGAGUUGGUAAUUGACCACGAGUAGUGUGAAUUCUGUUCGGCUCAAAUGUGACUGUUCGUUUGUAACUUUUUGUCACAUCAAAUUGACAUUUGUUUGCAAUGAUUGGCUUGCAUAUUGGGUAAUCUGCACUAUUUUCCUUGUGGGAAAAGUUAGAGGACUACAAAUGUAUACUGUAUUGGUACUACAAUAUAAACGUCUUCUUGAAAGGAAAAAAAAACUACAAAUUACAGGAAAAUUAUGUCAUGAAUAUGCCAAAGAGCUGCUAUAAGAGAUUGUUGACACCACUGCUAUUAGAAAAUGCAUUAUUUCUUAGUGAACUGUCCAGUUAAUCAUUUCUUUUUUUCUUAAGAAUUAUAGAUGUAUUGUGUUAGUCUGAAUGUCUUUUCCUAUAGGUGAUCAUAAAAGACUGUUUGAACUAUACCCUUUCAGUUGAUAUGUCACACUCAAAUGAACUUGACCAGUCAGCUAACAUAUAUUAGAUAUACAGAGCUACUAUACGAGUCAUUUAAGCAGGGAAUCCAUUCAGUUGCAAUUAUUGAUAUAUCAAACAUUCAUUUCAUCUAACUCUACUGGUAAUGUACAGUAUGUUAACCCAUGUACUUUGUCGAUGAAUUUAUCAAAACUGUUCAGUCUUUAAUUACUUGCACAACAUAGUGUUCAAUGUGUUAAAUUGAUUUUUUGGAAGAUUUCAGUUUAAUAAGACGUGAAGGCUAGAUUUAGGAGCUUUGCUGGAGCUGUCCUUGAAUGGAAUGGUUGUAACUAUUGUUUUCAGGAAUUGUUUGGGGGUUUUAAACUCUGAGAACUGGUAAAGAUUACUCAUUUAUGCUACAAGCUCUUUCAUUUGAAUUAGUUUGGAGAUUGUUUUUUUUUUUUUUUUUUUUUUUUUUUUUUUUUUUUUUUGGUUUAUUUGUGAAGCAAGGGGGAUUGGAAAUCCCCAUAAGACAGAUCUCUCUUGCUUCGUGUUGCAGUCUGUAAAUAUCACAGAUUUUGAGAAGUGUACAUAUGUGAAAGUGAAGAGAAAAGCAAAGCAAAUGGUAUAUUUUUUGCAUCUGAUAUCAUUUUCUUUAACUACCUGAGGAAAUAAAACUUUUCUUUAUUGGGCUUCAAA